Messenger RNA from Contarinia nasturtii (swede midge), 2048 nucleotides. Its product is annotated as constitutive coactivator of PPAR-gamma-like protein 1. Bases 163 to 1902 code for a protein of 579 amino acids. The record is from RefSeq and is a predicted model, not a curated record. Lineage: Eukaryota; Metazoa; Arthropoda; Insecta; Diptera; Cecidomyiidae. The transcript is spliced from 5 exons. Gene Ontology annotation, cellular component: nucleus.
AACGAUCGCAUUAGUCACUCACAGAACAUAAUUUUUUCGUGAACAUUCUUUAGUGUGUGUUCUGAUAUGUUAGAUAUUUCAUCAUUUUAAACAAAUCUUUUUCGAAUCAACCAAAUUCAAAUAAUUGUUUUCGCAUUUAUUUUAUUUUGAAAAAAUCAUAAAAUGGGUGUUCGCGGAUUAAAAACAUUUUUGGAGCGUAAUAAUCAAAUUCAUCCAAUAAACAUCGAUGAUGAAGUUAAAAACUGGAAAAGUGCACAUCCACAAAAAACGCCGAUAAUUGUCGUGGAUUUUCUGAGCCUUGCAAUUGGCAUAACGACGGACAAAAGCGAUGCCAUUUGCGGUGGCCGUCAUCAAAUCGUUUUGAAUUCCUGGAAGAAGCUUUUGGACGCAUUCCAAGCAACUGGAUGUGAAUUGGUAUUUUUUUCUGAUUUAGGCAUCCAAGAAGCAAAAAUUGAUGUGUGGAAUGGUCGUCGUGAUCAAGAAUUUCAGACUAACGUUGAUUUAUAUAAUAUGAUUGAGCACGGUUUACCGUUAUCGCGAAUUGUUGCUGAAAACGAUGACAAGUGUACACUAAAAUCACUGUUCUAUGGAAUGGCACAGGUUGCAAGAAGAUAUGGUGAAUUUCAUUACUCAACAAAAUACGAAUGCGAUUUGGAAAUUGCACAGUAUGCUAAGCAGCACAACUGUUUGGCGGUCAUAACAAACGACACCGAUUUUCUUAUAUUCGAUGGAGCUUGGAAACUGUGGUCGCCAUCAGAUGUUCGUUUGACUCCAGCCAAUCGACUGACAACCGUUGAAUACAAUCGAAAUAGCCUUGCAAACAAAUGCUUACUGUCACAGAAUCAACUACCAUUAUUUGCAACUUUGAUCGGUAAUGAUUUCACGCAUGGUUGCUACGAUCAAUUGGGAAAGUUUCAUGGAAGCUUGGGACCAUUUCGAAUGAAAUUUCAAAACGUCGCCAACUUUGUACGUCUAGUUUGGCGUGCAAACCUUACUGAUUCCGACAUCCAAAAAAUUGUCGUUCGUGUUUUUGGUUAUGCUGAUGAUGAAAAAAAUGAAAUGAUUAAAAACAGCAUCAAAUCAUAUGAUACCAAUUUUAUACCAGCGGCUAUUGACGAUCCAAUUGAGGAAAAACUACAAAACACAGCACUAUAUCGCAUAUACAUGGAUAACAUGUGUCCAAUAUAUGGAAGUUCACUUGGAUUUUACGAUAUGCGUGGCUCCGAGGCGAUUAUUAACAUACCAAAGCUGUUAAACGACUGGAUAAAACGCAGAAAAGGCAUUUUGUUGCAGCGUUACAACAACAAGUCUUUGACUUUUACUCUAUUGGCGAAGAGAAAUGUCAACGAAAACUGUCUGGCUUAUACAGAAACUCCAAUUUACCCAGAUUUCGAGGUACCUAUAGAUGACUUGUAUGUCGAGAACGAGGAACUUGAUGAUAUCGCAAUCAUCGAAAUUCGUUGGAAGCUCUUUGGAUGGAUCAUGUCAUUUUCGGAAGAAGUCAUUUCUACCAUCAAGAAAUUGCCACAGAAAUAUUUGCUCAUCAGCACCAUUCUUUAUGCUUUGGUCAAGGAAGGUAUAUUCAGCAUUGAAGAGGCCGAUGGUAUCUUGUACACCGAGUACAAAGUGUAUUUGGAUGAAACGGGAAAUGCACAGUAUCCAAAUGUACUUGUGACUCGUUACGUGCGCGCCGCACAUAUUUACAACAAUGUUUUCUCACAAGUUCGACAUAAUUUUGGCAUCGCCGGCCUUCUUCCAUCGAUUGAGGAGGUCAUGCAAUUUGACGGCGUUUUCUUUCAAAAACUGAUGGAAAAAAUGACCAAAAUGAAAAUUACGGAACGCGAAAAUUUGAUGGCUCCACUACAAAAAUAUCGAAUUCAUGCUCUGGACUUCGAAAAUUAAAGCACUCAUUGUUGGCAUCAAAAGACAACAAACAACCUUUAUGGUUCCAAACAUUUAUUACUAUGACUACAUUUAUUCUUAACCAAAACCAUUUUAUAUUUUUUUUUUCAAACAUAUGUUUAAUGUCAGAGACUAAAAAAAAACAA